AUGUCCUCCCCGUCAUCCACCGGUUCCGCGAAACGGAAACGUACCUCUGCAUCAGAGCGAUUAAGGUCUUCCGCGGUGGAGCUCCAGCAACCUUCCUCCAGAGAUGCAUCUGGCGAAGAGCUUGCCGACUCUCCUUCGCUCAAUACCCGAACACGCAAGCAUGCACCCAGCCUGUCGAACGACCUGAACGUUCCUCCUAGCAAGAGAGCACGCACCCGUUCCGGUGCUAAACCUGUCGACACCAACGGUGCCUCUAUUCCGGAUGUGAACGUCCAGGACCCUGGCGAGCCUUCCAGUACAACAGAAGGUAGCGAUGAGAUCGAGGAGUCGGGAAAUAAAAGGCAGAGGCAAAGCGACGACAGCGAGGAUUUGCUACAAAGUGUUCCAAAGGCGGGUUUAAGAGAUCCCAUCGGGGGCUACAAGACAAAUCCUCCUCCUAUAGGAAGGCCAGUUCGAGUCUACGCGGAUGGAGUCUUUGAUCUGUUCCAUCUUGGACACAUGCGCCAACUCCAGCAAGCUAAGACUGCCUUCCCCGACACCUAUCUGAUCGUCGGUGUGACCGGCGACACAGAGACACACAAAAGGAAAGGCCUCACAGUGCUUACUGGCCGCGAGAGGGCCGAAACAGUCGGUCAUUGCAAAUGGGUCGACGAAGUCAUCCCAAACUGUCCUUGGAUCGUGACUCCCGAGUUCCUCGACGAACAUCAAAUUGACUAUGUUGCACAUGACGAUGAGCCCUAUGGUGCUGAUGAAGGAGAUGACAUUUACGCACCCAUCAAGAAGGAGGGCAAGUUCCUCGUGACGCAGCGAACAGAAGGUGUAUCCACAACUGGCAUCAUUACGAAGAUUGUUCGUGACUACGAAAAAUACAUUGCCCGACAACUGAAGAGAGGAACCAGCCGUCAAGAGCUGAACAUUAGCUGGCUGAAGAAGAACGAACUGGACAUCAAACGCCACGUCUCGGAACUCAGGGAUAGCAUCAAGACCAACUGGAGCACUGCGGGUGGUGAAAUCGGGAGAGACCUGCGGCAAUUUUGGCAGAGUUCUCGACCGGCCAGUCCAUCUCCUUUUAACAGACAACUCAGCGACGGUUUGAAGAGCCCCAGUGCGGUCAGUGCGCUUGAGCAUCUCAAACACCUUGAGGUGCCCGGAAGUGCAGAAAAACGAAGCGACUCGCCUGGUAGACUCAGUCGGAGUGAGGACUUCGCGGCCGGUUACAGUCUCGGUCUGAUCGGAGGUGUCAAAUCCUGGAUGAUGCGACGUCGGCGAUCGCUACAUGAUAGCCAAGCCCCAAGCCCUUCAGGGAGUGAGGAUGACGAGGCUAGGAGCCCUCUCAGCCCCGACGGGGAUUCGUAUUUCAGCGGUUUCAAAACCCCGCCAGUCCGAGGCCGCAAGGGAAAGAGUGUGAGCGACCUUGACGAAGAAGAAUCUGGGCGCAAAGCCUUGGACGUCUUGCAUUGA
Exophiala aquamarina CBS 119918 is the source of this 1461-nucleotide messenger RNA. RefSeq names its product choline-phosphate cytidylyltransferase. NCBI's taxonomy places the organism in Eukaryota, Fungi, Ascomycota, Eurotiomycetes, Chaetothyriales, Herpotrichiellaceae. Gene Ontology annotation, biological process: CDP-choline pathway. Gene Ontology annotation, cellular component: nuclear envelope. Gene Ontology annotation, molecular function: choline-phosphate cytidylyltransferase activity; phosphatidylcholine binding. The coding region runs from base 1 to 1461 and encodes 486 amino acids. The record is from RefSeq and is a predicted model, not a curated record. The transcript is spliced from 3 exons.